Messenger RNA from Myxocyprinus asiaticus (Chinese sucker), 5816 nucleotides. RefSeq names its product activated CDC42 kinase 1-like. The record is from RefSeq and is a predicted model, not a curated record. NCBI's taxonomy places the organism in Eukaryota, Metazoa, Chordata, Actinopteri, Cypriniformes, Catostomidae. Gene Ontology annotation, molecular function: protein binding; protein serine/threonine/tyrosine kinase activity; protein tyrosine kinase activity. Gene Ontology annotation, cellular component: extrinsic component of cytoplasmic side of plasma membrane. Gene Ontology annotation, biological process: negative regulation of epidermal growth factor receptor signaling pathway; regulation of keratinocyte differentiation; signal transduction. Bases 289 to 3510 code for a protein of 1073 amino acids. The transcript is spliced from 17 exons.
CAGCUCAUUCUGUUUGCUUAAAACAGCCAUAUAACGUCCAAGUGACUCAUUUUAGAGUCUUGUUUGCUUUCAGAUAUAUUUGACCUAAAACUACAUGCCUGUGAGAUCGGACCACUGCACUAGAUGGUCGGAAUCAAUGCAGACAGAAGGAGCCUUGAUUUACCUCAUAUUUACCUGUCAUGGAGCUGUCAAACCCUGGACUGGUGGACCAUCCCUGACAGCUUGAAUUCAGUGGGCAAUUUCUGAAGACCUCAGGACUGACCCCAAAGCUUGCCAGACGGAGGAGAAAUGCAGUCUGAUGAGGGUACGGAGUGGCUUGUGGAGCUGCUGACAGACGUGCAGCUCCAGCAUUACUUUCUGCGUAUUCGUGACGACCUCAAUGUCACUCGCCUCUCACACUUUGACUACGUCAAAAAUGAGGACCUUGAGAAAAUCGGAAUGGGCCGUCCAGGACAGAGGCGGCUGUGGGAGGCAGUGAAAAGGAGAAGGGCCAUGUGUAAACGCAAGUCAUGGAUGAGCAAGUCUUUGUGCUUGGGCCAGCAGGUGUUUACCGGGAAGCGACCUGACUCAGAUUCCCAGACCCCAGUGGCGUUCCGCAGUGCAUCCCCCUCAUCGACCCAGCCAGACGGCCAGCCGGCAGAUCUCACUUGCCUUAUCAGCGACAGAGACCUCACCCUGUUCGAGAAACUGGGAGAUGGCUCCUUCGGAGUGGUGAAACGUGGAGAAUGGCAGGCUCCCUCAGGAAGAGUGCUCAGUGUGGCCGUGAAGUGCCUGAAGACAGAUCUGUUGGAGCAGGGUGAAGGUCUGGAUGACUUCAUAAGGGAAGUUAACGCCAUGCAUUCCCUGGACCACCAGAAUCUCAUUCGUCUGUAUGGUGUGGUCCUCACACACCCCAUGAAGAUGGUGACAGAGCUUGCCCCAUUGGGUGCUCUGUUGGACCGUCUGAGGAAGCGGCAGGGUCAUAUUUUGAUAUCAGUGCUGUGCCACUACGCGGUUCAGAUCGCCUGUGGCAUGGCUUACCUCGAAUCUAGACGAUUCAUCCACAGAGAUCUGGCGGCACGCAACAUCCUUUUAGCCUCCAAUGACCUUAUCAAGAUUGGUGACUUUGGCCUUAUGAGGGCCCUGCCUAAGAACGAUGAUCAUUACGUAAUGCAGGAGCACCACAAAGUCCCUUUUGCCUGGUGCGCUCCUGAGAGCUUGAAGACCCGUACCUUCUCUCAUGCCAGUGAUACUUGGAUGUUUGGAGUAACAUUGUGGGAAAUGUUCACUCACGGGCAGGAACCAUGGGUUGGGCUCAAUGGCAGCCAGAUUCUCCAUAAGAUCGAUAGGGAGGGAGAGAGGCUUAUCAAACCAGAGGACUGUCCGCAGGACAUUUAUAAUGUCGUGCUGCAGUGCUGGUCACCUAAACCUGAGGACAGACCAACAUUUGUGUCCCUCAGGGACUUCCUAGUGGAGACAAUGCCCACAGACAUGAGGGCACUGCAGGACUUUGACGAGCCAGACAAACUUAAAAUUCAUGCUAAUGACAUCAUCACCAUCAUAGAGGGCAGAGCGGAGAACUACUGGUGGAGGGGUCAGAACAAACAGACUCUGAAGGUGGGACAGUUCCCUAGGAAUGUGGUGACCUCUGUAGCUGGCUUGUCUGCUCACGACAUCAGCCGACCCCUUAAACACAGUUUCAUCCACACAGGCCAUGGGGACACAGACCCACACCGUAGCUGGGGCACCCCUGACAAGAUCGAUGAUCUGUACCUUGGAAAUCCCAUGGAUCCCCCAGAUGUUCUUGGGCUGGACUCAAGUGCUGCCAAGCCCACUAAAUUACCAAACCGGGCAAAAAAACAACCUCCUCCUAGGCCUCCUAAGCCAGCAGUUCUUCUUAAAAAACCAUUCUAUGACUCUGUGCUUGACGAUGAUCUAAUAGUCACAGGUGUGAAGAUGUUCUCUCUUAAGACACCUACAUACCUGGGUUUGCGCCUCCGCCCUUGGGAAAGCACCAGCCCGAGCGACCGCCUUAGCGAAGUCUCCCUCAUUGACUUUGGAGACGACAGUUUCAGCUCUGCUUCACCAUCCCCCAUUACAGAGACACCCAACCCCAGCACGCCGAAACUGCCCUUGUCCUCCACCACAUCCCUCCUGGACAUGGUGCCACCGCAGAGCCCCAACCGUGCUCUGCCCAACCCCAUGCACCCUACUCCAGUACUGGAUUGGGACAUGCGGCCCCUGCCUCCUCUUCCGGCUUACGAUGAGGUGGCUGUUGAAUGUGUGGAGCAGGAGGACAUAGAGGUGAGCUCCAUUAAUGCAUCUACGGCGCAGGAAGACACUGCAUCUGAACAAACACAGCCAUCAGAAGAAGAAACCAAAACCGAUGGUAAGCACAGCAUAGAGGACAAUCUCUUUCUACCAUCCAAACAAACUGAGGAGAGCCAUUCGUUUUCACAAUCUGCAGACAUCUUCAAAGAGCUACAGAGGGAGGUGAUGGUGAAGCUUCGGGUCCCCCCAACAGGACGUUCCCUCCCCUCUUCACCCAUUCCUUCAGCCCUUGCCCCACACCGCCAGAUCAUCCUGCCCUCCUCCUAUGAGGACAAGCCUCAGAUACCCCCCAGAAUCCCCAUUCCACCCAUGCGGCCCUCAAGGCAUGCAGGAAUAUACGGCAGCAGACUGUCGGUCUCCCUUGGAGACAGUGAAGAUGACAGCUGUUGUCCACCUCAGAUACCCCCAAGGGAUCACGCGUUAUCUCAGCCCAGUUCCCGGGCCCCAAGCCCCAUGGUACCGCAGGGAGGCUCCCCUCAACAAAGAUCUAGUCUCUGCUGCGUUGGGUCUUUGGGCUCCUGCCUCUCGCCAUCAUCAUAUUCUUCUGCACCAUCCAGCUCCUCCACGACCUCCUCCACAUCCACAUCCACCACCACCAGUUUGACGAGUGGUUCUCAGUAUGGCUCUACUGAAGUGGGGCAGACCCGGUCCAAGAGUCCCUGCAUCUUGCCUAUCGUGUAUGGUGGUGUGAAGGCCAGCAGUACUCAUUAUUACCUGCUACCAGAGAAACCAGCCUACUUGGACAGAUACGACAGGUUCUUGAAAGACAAGGAGGGAAGUGAUGAGAAAAGAUUUACAAAUAUGGCCACUGUGAGGCCUAUGGUUCAACAGCAAGUCAACAAGCCCAGCGUUUCCCCCGGGCAGACCAGUAACAGUGGGAACUCCUAUAGUCCGGCUUGGCCGAACAGCACCUUGCUGGCUGGGACAGCUACGCAAUCCAGUGCGUACAACCGAGAAACAGUACAACAAGUGCAGGAGGCAGUACAUGGAGUGACUGUAGAGGAGUGUCAAACAGCCCUUCAGACUCACAGCUGGAAUGUUCAGGAGGCUGUAAAAUACCUAAAGGUGGAGCAGUUGUUCCGACUGGGUCUGAAGGCUCGGCCCGAAUGUCUUGAAGUUCUGGAGAGAUGUGGCUGGAAUCUGGAGCAGGCCAGUACCCAAAUGCUAGACUCUUAUGGUCCAUCUAGACCUAGGUUCUAACAGCUGGAGGAGUGAACCAAGAUGUUCUCCAUUCCAUCGCAGCCAAUAAGAUUUUAAUGUCAACUGCAGCCCACUGAGUCUGAACCAGUCAUAGAUAUUUUCAGGUCAUUUGAAUUUUCAUUGCUUUACUGUUUAUAAUCAAUGCAAGACAAAUCAUGCAAAAUUCACCUAUACUUGAAUUUCAAUAGUGCAAUGUAAACACAGAAAACAAAGUAACAGUGUACAUCAGAUUUUGUUUUAUAUGUCCUGCUGAUAUUAAGUUUUUUCAUUUAUUAAUUAGAUAAAUGUCUGUUUUUAUUGAGUGCAUUUAAUAUUGAAUGACUUUACACUCUAGUUUGAAUUUACAUUCAGUCUGUGAAAUGUUUAAGAAUGUUUUAUUCAGGAGCAUAGGAAUGAUCUCAAGUGUUGUGGAGAUACAAUAUAAAACUUGUCUGCUUUGCUCAUGAAGAUUAUGUUAUAUGAUGUUUGCCCAGUAGUCCUAACUGCUUUGCUGAAAGGUAGACAUUGGCAAGUAGGUACUAGUCAUUGUAGGAUAUGCCAAACCCUAACCCUGGCAUGAGAAAUGGUAAGGCAUCCCCCAGGAGGGUCUUAAAAAUCUUAAAGUGGGGGUAUAUGUCCCUCCAGUGUUAUGAUGGUUGCUACGCCCCUGACUGUACUGGCACAAGAAACAUUUGAUUUGAUGAAUUUUAUAGACCCUUAUUCUCCAAUCCUCCCAUUAACUUGUUGCAUGCAACUCACAGGCUUUGUUGUCGCUAAUUUAACAAUAGCUAGAUUUUAUUUAUCCUUAGUGGUCUUUUGAGUGGUGUUAGAAUAAUUUUUUUUGUAAUGUGCCAUGAUGACUGCUGCUUAAACAAUUGUGCACGUACAGUAUUUAAUAGGCAACAAUUAAUUUAAUUGUUAGUUUUAUUGGUCCUCUUCAUUCUCAUGUGUUUGAUCAAAGGACCACCAAAGACAUCAGUCACGUUACGUAAUUAGAUUUGUUUGGUGGUUGUUGUUUACACUGUUGCUGCUUAGGCUUCCAUUUUGAAUGAAGAACAUAGGUUUUACGUAAUAAGUGAAGACUGGGGGGCCUGGGGAGCUCAGUGGUAAAGACGCUGGCUACCACCCCUGGAGUUUGCGAGUUCGAAUCUCAGGGCGUGCGGAGUAACCCCAGCCAGGUCUCCAGGCAACCAAAUUGGCCCGGUUGCUAGGGAGGGUAGUGUCACACGGGGUAACCUCCUCGUGAUCGCUAUAAUGUGGUUUGCUCUCGGUGGGGCGUGUGGUGAGUUGUGCGUAGAUGCCGCAGUGGAUGGCGUGGGCCUCCACACGUGCUAUGUCUCCGUGGUAACAUGCUCAACAAGCCACAUGAUAAGAUGCACGGGUAGACGGUCUCGGAUGCGGAGGCAGCUGAAAUUCAUCCUUCGCCACCCGGAUUGAGGUGAGUCACUAUGCCACCACAAGGACUUAGAGCAAAUUGGACAUUCCAAAUUGGGAGAAAAAGGGGAGAAAAUAAAAAAUAAAAUAAAUACAUAAAGUGAAGACUGGACUCACUGAAUACUCCCUUACGCACUUCGCGGUUUGCUCAGGUUCAUAUCAAAGAAAAUGCAAUUAGUGUUUGUGUGAAAAGUAGAUAGUUUAGUACAUAAAUUUGAUACAUGACUGGUACUGAAUUACAGCUUUUUUUGUUCUUCAGUCUUCUAUAAGUUCAAGGUUUGCUACUCUUUGUCAGUUAUAGUUCUCUAAUAUACUGUACAUCACAAACUUUGAAUCAAUCACAUACAGACAUCUGGCUCAGCACUUUAAGACUUCUCCUCUGUGUUUGUGUGCUUAGUCAUUUUUAUGUGCUUCUUUGUUUAGCUGCUCAGUAUUACAGUUGUUUUUUCUGGUUUUGUGUAUAUUUAUGCAAAUUUAGUUGCAAUACAGUUUUUGAAAUAUAGCCUGUGUCAGUGCUCACCUCAUGUAGAUUGCAUUCCACUCUUUCUGAAGUGGUUGGCAGAAUAAUAAUAAUAAUUAUUAUUAUUAUUAUUAUUGAACAAGCUUUAUGAAUGUGUAUUUUAUAAUUAUUUAUCUGUAUUUUUGUAAUGAAGAAAAUCUUAAAACUGGUGUGAUGGAGGUUUAAUUAUUUUAUAACACGCUAUAUUUGCUUUUCUCAGACACAUAAGUUUGAUACUUCAUUUAGCACAACUGGGAUGACCUGCAGCAAUAUUUGUCCCCGGAGGUUUAUUUUCAUAGGCAUUUGUUACCUUUAUGAAGGCAUACUUUUCCUAACGUGUAAUAUAACAUAACAUAAUAAUAUAACAUGUCUUCAAUCUUUAUCAAACAAUUCA